This is a messenger RNA of Chelonoidis abingdonii (Abingdon island giant tortoise), 6141 nucleotides long. The record is from RefSeq and is a predicted model, not a curated record. NCBI's taxonomy places the organism in Eukaryota, Metazoa, Chordata, Testudines, Testudinidae.
GAAAGUUUUGUUGGUCUGUUGUGCAGGGGAUAGAAGAGCUGCUGCUUUCGAAGUGAGUGUGUGUAAGAGAGACUCCUGCCAGGAGAAAGGUGGAGGUUGAUGGAGGGAGGAUGACUUCGGGUGUGCAGUGAGAGUUAAUGGAAAUCUCUACCCAUUGCUGAAAGAAGCUGGGAAUUUUGUGGGUCCUCAGGGAGGUGGACUUCUCUGUGGGAGCUCCUGUCCUCAGAGCUGGGUUAUAUAUUGCCCUGUGAAGUGGAUCAGGACACCAAACCAAUCAAACCUACUGGGACAUCGCUGCUGGACUGAACCCAGAUUUUGUAAGCCACCGGCACUUUGGAAGCAAAUGCCAGAAGGAAAAGCCACUUCAGCAUACUUUACUACUAAUAAGAGAAGCUAAGGAGCCAGGUUUGGGUUUUGGAAAAGCUCUGUGACCACUGGCAUUGUCAUCACUUCCCUUGGACUGAAGAUACAGGGGAAACUGCCUGUAGGAGAAAAAGUCCAAGAGUGAUAAAUCUGCUCUUGCAGCGAACCCCAGCAAAGAAUCAUUGUGUGUUCCCAUAGUGUUGUUCUUUGUCAGCAAAGGAGAAACUGGCAAAGUCAGGAAGUAAUCAUGAGCAUUUUUCUUUGAGGAAGAGACGCUUGCCAGCCUCUCACUUGGGAAGGCUGUAAAACUUUCUAGGCACCCACCAGAGCCAUCCUGGGAAGGGAAAGGAGCAGCAGCAAUGGAGCUACACGUGUUGGUGCUAUCAUUCAUUCUCACCCUGCCAGUGCCUUCCUUCACCUUUGGGAACAAACUACAGCCUCUUAUGCCAAACGUUUGUGCGGAGCAAGAGCUGGUGAUAGUGGGGCACAGGCAGCCGUGUGUCCAAGCUUUCACUCGGAUGGUCAAAGUGUGGAAACAGGGCUGUCGAGGGCAGCUGUGGUGCAUAGGCUAUGAACGGAGAACAGCAUAUUACACAGACUACAGGCAGGUGUACAGCGCGGAAUACCAGACUGUGUACAAGUGCUGCCCAGGAUGGUCCCAGCUUGGAGGGGAUGCUGGCUGUCUUUACUCUGUCUGCAAUUAUGGAGUUUGUUUCAAUGGAGGAAACUGCAUGGAAGGAUCUUCUCAGCUUUGUCGCUGCCCGUCUGGUUUCCAGGGACCCCGCUGUCAGUAUGAUGUCAAUGAAUGUGAAGCCGGGAAUGGUGGUUGUGAGUCCCACUGCUACAAUACGAUUGGGAGUUUCUACUGCAAGUGCCCCAAUGGGCUGAGGCUGAAGGGAGACGGGAAGGUGUGUGAAGGGUACCGUCCAUUUGAGCACCUCUUCUGGCUACUGGGAAGAAGCAAUGAUGUUGAUGAAUGCCAAGUUCACAACGGGGGCUGCCAGCACAGAUGUGUGAACACCCUGGGAUCCUAUUAUUGUGAGUGCAAACCAGGCUUUCGCCUGCACAGUGAUGGCAGGACCUGCCUUGCUGUGAACACCUGUGCCGUCAGCAAUGGUGGAUGCGAACACGAUUGCGUGCAGCUGACCCUAACACAACAUCAGUGCCAGUGCCGGUACAAUUACUACCUGAAGGAGGAUGGCAAGCACUGUGUCCUGAGGAACCCGUGUGCCAAUAGGAAUGGAGGCUGUAUGCACCAAUGCCAAAAUCACCGUGGAACAGUGCACUGUGAGUGCCACCCCGGCCACAGACUGGCAGCUGACAGCAAGGCCUGCGAAGACAUAGAUGAAUGUGCUGCUGGGCUGGCCGUGUGUGCACACAGCUGUCUCAACACCCGCGGCUCCUUUAAAUGCACUUGCAAUCCUGGGUAUGAACUGGGAGAAGAUGGCAAGCAGUGCUACAGGAUAGAGAUGGAGAUUGUGAAUAGCUGUGAGGCUAGCAAUGGUGGCUGUUCCCAUCUAUGCCGUCACACCAGCUCCGGCCCUGUUUGCUCCUGUAAUUUUGGCUACAAGCUUGACGAGGACCAGAAAACCUGUAUUGAUAUCGAUGAAUGUGAUGCUCGUUCUCAUUGCUGUCAGCAGGAUUGUUACAAUUAUCCUGGUGGCUACGAAUGUGUUUGCUAUGCUGGAUACAGGCUCGACAUGGACGGUUGUGGGUGUGAUGAUGUGGAUGAGUGCUCCUCAAAUAACGGUGAGUGUGAGCACACAUGCCAGAACCUGGUGGGGUCCUUCCAGUGCAGCUGCCAGAUUGGAUACAAACUGGAUGAAGACCGGAGGAGCUGUAUUCCUCUGGAUGACCCCAUGGAGGCCUUUGACGGUCAACGCCCCAUCAUACGCCCUAUUCCUCACGUUGCCAUCCUGCGUGAUGAGUUCACCCAGCUCUUUGAUGAGGAGUAUGAGGAGGAGGAGGAAGAGGUGGAAGCAAGAGGAGAGCACACACUUUCGGAAAAAUUUGUCUGCUUGGAGGACACCUUUGGUCAUGACUGCAGCCUGACAUGUGAUGAUUGCAGAAAUGGAGGAACAUGCAAUGAGGACCAGACUGGCUGUGACUGUCCGGAGGGCUGGAGUGGAGUCAUAUGCAAUCAGACCUGUCCCGAAGGCACCUUUGGGAGGAACUGCAGCUUCACCUGCCACUGUAAGAAUGGAGCCACGUGUGAUCCAGUGACUGGGAAGUGCCGCUGCCCGCCUGGGGUCAGUGGAGAACUGUGUGAGGAUGGCUGCCCUAAAGGAUUCUUUGGGAAACAGUGCAGGAAGAAAUGCAACUGUGCCAACAGAGGUCGGUGCCAUCGAAUUUACGGGGCCUGUUUGUGUGACCCUGGACUUUACGGACGAUACUGCCAUUUAGCCUGCCCAAAGUGGGCCUAUGGGCCCGGGUGCUCCGAAGAAUGCCUGUGUGUGCAGCAGAAUACCCAAGAGUGUGACAAGAAGGACGGCUCCUGCACAUGCAAACCUGGUUAUCAUGGCAAAAGGUGUCAGACAAAGUGUGACUCUGGCUAUUACGGUGGUGGUUGCAAGAACAAAUGUAGUUGCCCGCUGGGAGUUUCCUGUGACCACAUGAACGGAGAGUGUCAGAAAGAGUGUCCUGAAGGUUACCAUGGGGAGAACUGCGACCAAGAGUGCCCAGAAGGGACAUUUGGUGUUAACUGUCUACAAUCCUGUUCCUGUGGCAGCUCCCCCUGCGACCGGCUCACUGGAAAGUGCAUCUGUUUGCCGGGUAGAACAGGACUUGACUGUGGCCGAGCUUGCCCCGCUGGUCGCUGGGGAGUGGGUUGCCAGGAGAUCUGCCUGGAGUGUGAGAACGACGCCAGCUGUGACCCUGCCACGGGUGCCUGCCUGUGUCCACCUGGAUAUGUUGGCAGUCGCUGCCAGGAUGUGUGUCCAGCUGGCUGGUUUGGGCCGGGCUGCCAGAUGAGAUGUAGCUGUGGGAAUGACGGGCACUGUCACCCAGUGACAGGGAAAUGUAGCUGUGCUCCUGGCUGGACUGGGGAUAACUGCAGGAGAGCCUGUGAUGCUGGCCACUGGGGCCCAGACUGUGCUAACACUUGCAACUGCAGCAACAGUGACGGAAGCUGCAAUAGGAGCACAGGACGGUGCAUUUGUGAAGCUGGCUCCACAGGACUCCACUGUGAUCAGAAGUGUCCAGAAGGAUGGUUUGGGCUAAGCUGCCGACACCGGUGUCAGUGUGACAAUGGAGCCAUCUGUGACCAUAUCAGUGGGGCGUGCACUUGCAGCCCUGGCUGGAGUGGGACGUUCUGUGAGCGUGCCUGUCCCGAUGGAUUUUAUGGCCUGGAGUGUCAGAAAACCUGCACAUGUCUGAACGGAGCCCACUGUGACCAUGUGACGGGGCACUGCAUCUGUCCCGCCGGCUGGAUUGGCCUUAACUGUAACCAGACUUGUGAGGAUGACUGGUAUGGAGAGAAUUGCAGUCAGGCAUGCAGCUGCUUUAAUGGUGCCACCUGUGACCAUGUUAGUGGACAGUGUCUCUGUGCGGCUGGAUGGACAGGAGCCACUUGCCAGCAAGCAUGUCCAUAUGGUUUCUAUGGCGUGAACUGCCACCAGCACUGCCUCUGUGGGAAUGGCGGAACGUGUGACCCCGUCACAGGGCACUGCACAUGCCUGGAAGGAUGGACUGGAUUGGCUUGUGAGCUGGAAUGUGCGCAAGGACAGUAUGGUGUGGACUGCCAGCAAGCCUGCGACUGCCAGAACAGGGGGCUGUGUGACCGUCAGACAGGCCACUGCAUCUGCCGGGCUGGCUGGACUGGGCAGCAGUGCCAACACUCUUGCCCGGAGGGUACGUUCGGAGAGCGCUGUGCAGAGCAGUGCGCCUGUGGGGAUGGAGUCUCAUGCCACCACAUCACUGGCGCCUGCGACUGCCCCACAGGCUGGAGGGGACAGCACUGUGAGAAAGCCUGCCUGCCUGGUUCAUUUGGGAAGGACUGUGCCAGCCGCUGUGACUGUCCCCCAGGAACACCUUGCAACCAUGUCACUGGCCAGUGUGGCUGCCCUCCAGGAUUUAUGGGCCAUGGAUGUGAACAAUCCUGUCUGCCAGGGACCUUUGGGCUGAACUGUGCUCAGGCUUGCCAGUGCGCAGAAGUGAACCAAGACUGUCACCCUGUCACUGGGGAGUGUAUCUGUGCACCUGGUUACCAUGGAAGAAAUUGCCAGCUAAGAUGUUCAGCUGGUUGGUAUGGCCUCAAUUGUGAGCAGCAGUGUAAGUGUAAGAAUGGAGGACGCUGUGAAGCCACCACAGGGACAUGUCAGUGUCCCGCCGGGUACGUCGGCGCUGACUGCGGCAUCGGCUGCCCCAUUGGUCGCUAUGGCAAGGAGUGCAUGCACCUGUGUUCCUGUGGAGAAGGAGCCACCUGUCACCAUGUGACAGGCAUCUGCAUUUGUCCAGCAGGAAGAACUGGUCCCAGCUGUGAACACGUCUGCCAGAAAAACCAGUAUGGGGCAGGCUGCAAGCAGACGUGCUCCUGCCAGAAUGGAGGAAUCUGCCACAUGGCCGACGGCUCUUGUUUGUGUGGGCUUGGGCGGACCGGGAAAUUCUGCGAACUGGAAUGCCCACCAGGGAAGUAUGGCGCCAACUGCCAGCUGAACUGUGCAUGCCGGAAUAAUGGGACUUGUGACCAAGUGACGGGAGCCUGCCACUGCCGCAGAGGGCACUAUGGGCACUUAUGCGAGCACACCUGCCCUCCAGGUUUCCAUGGACUUCGUUGUCAGGAGUUGUGUGAUUGUCAGAAUGGCGCAACUUGCGAUCCAGUGACCGGUCAGUGUCUGUGUCCUGCUGGCUUCCACAAAGACCGCUGUCAGACAGGCUGCGAGGAGGGGUGGUACGGUGACCGUUGCCAGCAGUUGUGUGACUGUGAAGGAAACGCACCAUGCGAUCCAGUCACGGGGCGCUGCCUGUGUCCGCCUGGAAAAACUGGCACCAAGUGUGACCUGGAUUGCCGCCCGGAUAAAUUUGGCCCAGAUUGUGCCCUGACCUGUGACUGUGCCUCUGUCAACUCUUUCUGCAAUGCUCAGACUGGCCAGUGCACUUGCAUUAAUGGGUACAUAGGCCCUACAUGUCAAGAAGCUGUGGCAGCUAGAAUAUCCUACCUGUUCGCUCCCAGGAGAGAUGUGCAGCCUGUGAAACAUUAGGUCAUUCAUACAGCCACCAUGUUUGAGGAGAACAAGAGAGUCAGCUUGUAAACCAGCCCCUGGUCUUUCUCUUCACUAACAAACAAACAAACACUAACCACCCAGGAAUUCUUUUGGUGACCAACUACUGGGCCACCUGCGAUUCAGCCUAAGAGGUUUGAGGCCAUUGUACACAGCUCAUUCACCUCCGCAAGGAGACACUGAGCAAGUGUAUAAAAAGCCACACAGCUGGAAGAACCGCUCUUGGAAUUUCAUGCUCGAUCACACACUUUUUUACUCUAUAAUAGAGAGACAGUGGAGUUCAAAUGUGGUUUUUCUGCAGUAGAGAAUUAUUGGACUUCUGUAGCUCAUUCUCUAAUUUUUUUAUUGUUGGUCUGGAAUUGUAAUCAAUCAAAAUACAUAUUUAUGUAAGGUAUUUAUGGGAAGAUGUACAAAUGUGUUUUCAUGCUUGGUAGCCAAAGAUCCCUGGCACCAGCGUGUGGAUGUGCUGCAUGGCUGGAUUUCUGAACUCGUCAUUGGAGUUUACCAUUGGCCACGGUGCUGUAAUAAAACAAACAUUCAAUCAGUAAGUAAGUAAGUA